AUUUUGCUCAAAUCAGUUGCGUUUUAAGAGUGGUUAACUGCGGGUAUUUUUUCAAAUGAAUCCGACAACUUGUUACUGCAAACACAGAAAUGUGAAUCCCCUGAAAAUGAAAUUUUCUCCAUUCCUAAAAAAUACAAACGGGUCAUUUAAAUGCUCUUGUGAACACAGUGAAACCGAGAAACUAAAAAAGGAGAUGGCCCUGGUUAAAAAAAAGUUGGAUGAAGCCUAUGACACAAUUGCUGAAAUGGAAUUCGAAUUGGAUAGUGUAGACUUACUGGCUCUCCAAAAUCAAUGGCUACACGAAGAGUUAAUAAAACUAAAGUCGGAGAAGGAGAGUGUUAUUUCCAGGCAAGAGGAGGAGGAUCCAGCUACUCGAAAAAAUCGACGCAGUUAUCGGCAGCAAGUUUCUGCAGGAGUUCUGGAACCCCAACUUGAAAGUCCAACCCAAGAACAGCGAUAUGGACUCAUUCUGCAACAACUUAAAAAUAAUUUGAUAUUUCAAGGGAAUUUAUUAACAACUUCUAAAAACAACUUAAGUGAUAUUUAAUUUAAUUUUAUAUCCCAAGGCGGAAUUUAUUAAUCAUCAAGAAGAGAAACAAACUUUGGAAGCCGAAGUUUAAAUACCAUGGCAGCUUUUGCAAAAAUUAAAUUGUCCUUACAAAAACUAU
Drosophila elegans is the source of this 668-nucleotide messenger RNA. RefSeq lists its product as uncharacterized. The transcript is spliced from 2 exons. NCBI's taxonomy places the organism in Eukaryota, Metazoa, Arthropoda, Insecta, Diptera, Drosophilidae. The record is from RefSeq and is a predicted model, not a curated record. Bases 56 to 547 code for a protein of 163 amino acids.